Messenger RNA from Cephus cinctus (wheat stem sawfly), 3154 nucleotides. Its product is annotated as protein brambleberry. The record is from RefSeq and is a predicted model, not a curated record. Lineage: Eukaryota; Metazoa; Arthropoda; Insecta; Hymenoptera; Cephidae. The transcript has 9 exons. Bases 159 to 2138 code for a protein of 659 amino acids.
GAAAAUAUAUUCAAUCUAUAUACGCUAUAUUAUUUUAAUGAAUUUAUUCAACUGGCGCUUGUUGCAUUUCGUCAUAAAUAGACCUACGUUCUAUUUUGGCGGAAAUGAUAGGAUAUGCGUGCGCAUAAGACCGUUGGAAAAGAAUAUAUUCAGCAAAGAUGCAGCCAUUGUUAUUGCUAGUGGCAUUGAUUGCCUUCAGCAUUUGCAAUGUAGAAACUACCUCGUUGCUCGAUUGGGUUUGGGGAAAUAAGCCACUUGAGUCAACAGUAUUAGUCGCUGAUGGCAUACCACUCAUAUCAAUUCCAUAUGAAUCUAUGACUGACGAUGAAAAAUUCCUUCAAGAGGCUGCAAAACUCACAGAAAUUCAGGUUUCGUCUCCUUUGGAUACUUGUCAGCACAAAGUAGUCAUGAAGAUAAAGACUUCUUGUAGCGAUAUAACUGAAGAGGAACUUGCGAAACUGAGCGUCAAUUUACUCAAUUGUCAAUCAGCAGUUGAGGGCAGAAAGAUGUUUUCUUGUACCGAGGAGAUGUCCCUGAAGCAAUGUACAACGGAUAUGGACCCAGAUAUGUGGAACGCGUAUCAUUUAAUGAGUAACAGAGCAAGAGCUGUAUGUUAUGCAGCACGAAAUACACAAUUUCGAGCUCUCACAGAAUUAACAGUAAACAAACUAAUGCAUACAGCUCAUUCCCAAAUAAAAGCAUUGAGUUCCUUGAAGGAAAGUCAAGAGCGUCUAGAAGAGCAAACCCUGGAAGCACUGUCUUCGUUGUCUGAUGGAAAUAAAGCCUUGUUACAGCAGCAAGAAAAUUUGAAGAAUGCUCAAGCUUCGGCACAUCAAUUAGUCACUACAAAUCUGAGAGAAUUAAACAACGAGAAAGCUCUUAUACGUUCUGGUCAUGCACAACUAGCAGCUAUGACUGAAGAUAUAAGGAACAAAUUAGAAAAGGCAAGUCAGGAACUCAUCGAACAGUCCGUGGAGCGUGGUGAAAAUCACAAGGAAGUAAUUGCUGAUUUGAUGAAUAUACAAGUUCAGGCUCAUCUCAUCUGGGACAGAAUAGAGUCCAGCACAAAUCGAAUAGUUGCACAGAAUAUGGAGGCUGCUGCGCAGUAUGAGGAGACCCUGAAAAAGUUAGAACAGAUCAAUGAGACUAUUCAUUUCAUUUGGAAUAUAACAGACACGAUGCGUUUUGAAGUGGAUCGUAAGCUGGGCUGGAUUACUGAAUAUAUUGGUGACACAGGCGAACAAUUGCACAGAGCUUACCGGAGCGCAAUGCAUAUUAUUUAUUUACUUAUUGCAAUGGUAGUUGCUGCAUUCUUACAAGCACCAUUCCUAACCCGCGCUACAAUUAUGGGAGUUGUUCCCUUAAAUCUUGCUUCGUUUUUAAAACAUGGCACCGAUGCAUGCCUGGAUUUCAUCUCAAUAAGUGCCUUAAUAUUCUUGAUCACAGCGAUGCACUACGUAAUGGUUGGAAUACAAUAUCUAUUUGGUCCAAACAGAAAGACUGUUCCCAUAGACUGUUCCAUUCCAUCCAUCAGAUUAACAAAUGCUAAUGGCGCAUCGAAUGGUUAUUUGUACCAGCAUUCGCCAAGCCCAGUACCAUCAGUUCAUGUACCACUAAAUAUCAGAAUCCUGAAGAAACUAUAUGAUAUAUGGAAUAUAGUUCUGUAUCAAAUAAGCUUCUAUAAAAAUAAAAUUCAAACCUGUAUCCCGUCAUUGCCAUCCUGGACUCGCCGUAGUAUGACACCGUACGAAGAGAUGUCCUGUUCGUAUGUGUCUUCGAAAAAAUCGCGGGAAGAUUUGAUCACGAAUUACGCAAAAGAAUUUCCUAGUAUGUCGGAUGAUGCUACGGAUUACGAAUCUUCAGGACUGAAUGAGGUAAACGAUAAGUUCGAUGAUCUUGAUGAUAUCGUUGAUGCCAAUGACCUCAGACGUCGUAUGAAUAGAAGAAACGGUUCUGUCUCAAGAACCACUGCUAAUAAUCGGAUUACCUCACCAAGAAGCAAUACACCCACAUUCUCUUCACCUAAACUUCUAUGCAGUGCCAUCACAAGAACCGGAAGAUCAUGUCGUCUCUAUGCACAAAGUGGCCAGAAUUUUUGCUUCCGUCAUUCAAAUGGUUCGUCAUUUAUGGGUGACUAACUCGAAUAUUAAAUAAUAAAUUCUAUACAUUUAAUUAACACAUUAAAGGCGGGAGAUCUUGACGAAAGUAUGCUAGGUAACGCGGCGACCGCCCCGCCUCGUUUUUCGUCCUAGAGCGGGCGAUAUUUUGUGUAAUCAUAAAAAAAUUUAGACUUAGAAAAGUACUACGACUCCCGCCUUUAAGCUACAGUCGAGAUAAAUCGUAGUACUACGACUCCCGCCUUUAAUGUGUUAAUAUAGACAAGUUCGAACAAAAUACUGAGUAUUUGACAAAUUAGUACUUAGUUCAAUUUAAUUUUUGGUGGAUACCUGGUUAUACAAAUUUUAAUUUACCAACAUUUAUUUACUAACUUAAUAUUUAUUAGUUCGAUUUCUUGGUUAGUUUAAUUCUUAUAUACUAAUAUUCAAAUACACUAGCUAUUAUUUAUUUAUGCUUGAGGCACUGUGUUUUUACAAUUUUGUGAUCAAUUGUGUGACCAAUACCUAUUACCGAUUAAUGUUUACAUAUUGGACAUAGAACAAUAUUGGGACUUAUUAAAAACUAAAGCAUAGUAUAAGUUUAUGUAUAUUUGAUGAUUACGCUGGACAUUUUACAAUAAAAAUUUUAUAUCGUUAUAAAAUUGUAUUACAACGGUGACAUAAAUAUACAUUAUAUUUUUUUUCUUUCACGAAUGGAAAGGUGAACAAAAAUUUCACAUAAUUUCUUAGAUACAUAGACAAUGUGGCCUUUUAUUAUAAAUACAACUAAUAUUUGAUUAGGACUGUCAAUAAGAAAAAUAAUAACUACAUUGUAAUAGAAUAGUAUUAGGAUGUAUCCAUUUUUCAAAGAGCGCCAAUUGUACAUACUUCAUUUAUAAUAUAAAGAAUGGUUCUCUACUAUGUCAGACCUUGAAAACAAGUUUCUCAGACGUCAUUCCCUGAGUGGUUUUCAACGUUUGACUAAGAAUAUUUAUAGUCUAGUGACACUAGUGUGAUAUUUUGUAAUACGAUUGUAUAAUAGAAUGUUCUCAAAAAUG